This is a messenger RNA of Hermetia illucens (black soldier fly), 2421 nucleotides long. RefSeq lists its product as uncharacterized. The record is from RefSeq and is a predicted model, not a curated record. The transcript has 9 exons. Lineage: Eukaryota; Metazoa; Arthropoda; Insecta; Diptera; Stratiomyidae. Bases 599 to 1978 code for a protein of 459 amino acids.
GCUUCACUUCAGUUUCAUUCAUCAAAGCGGUCGGUUCAACAACAGAACCGCUAGCCAAGAAAAAGAAGAUGCUACGCGCCUUUAUCGCCAAGAAUAACCGCUAACGCGAAUCUUUCAACCAUAAGCAUCGUCGUCAACCUGCUACGCGAGCCAAGUUCAAGUUGAACCUCAGGUGGUGAUUCUCAAGUGACCUAAUUUUCUGAUUCACGACUCCCCGUCAAAAUAUAUCUUUCUCGUGAAUGACCCUGUGAUUACGAGGGAUAGUAUCUUGUUGAGUUUGCGUGAUAGUGUCUUGUGAAUUUUUGUUAUCAAUGGGAGCAAUCGCGGUUUAUAUCUUUUAGUGAGUCGUUAGUGUUGUGAAUGAAUUGAUACGAUAGUGCCUUCUAGUAUUGUGCAAAAGGAUAAGAGUCACACGAUCCCAGAGAGAAAAGAUACAAACCCGACUGGUUGAUUGGGGAUAACACCAAUUUUUUUUUUGUGCAUCAUCUUUUUUAAACUCCGCCUCAACAGGAAACAGGAUUUCUAUACCAGGCACAGAUAUCUUUCAUGUUCAGAUAGUGUUUGAUGUGCAAUAAAACAGCAAAUAAUCUAAAUCAAGAUGAAGCUUCGCCAAAUAUGCCUUUUGGUUAUGUUUCAUCAAUUGUUGUGUCACGGUAGCUGGGCGCUUAGACCUCCUCCAUCAAACUCAAUUCCUCUAGAAAACACCGAUGAGGACCACUCAACAGCCUCUCAACCAUCUGCAACAAUAUCGCCCACUUUCAACCCAGCUAAUAAAAUUCUUUCAGUUGAAACGAAUUGCACUCGAGAUUUAUUCGAGAUACGGAUUGAUUUGGGUAAAAAAUUUCGCGGUAUUUUAUUCGCUAAAGAUUUCGUUGAAGAGUGUCGGACCCGCGGCAAUCAGGCAAAUCAUGUAACCUUAAGAAUUCCGACGUCAGGGUGUGGAGUCAGGUCUGAGAUGGGAGCUGAUGGUGGCUUAGAACUUUCGGUGAAAGUGAUGCUUCAGAUGGAUGGAAAGUUGAGACAACGAUCAGAUAUUGAAAAAGUGGUUAAAUGUAAAUUACCAGCUAAUAUGAUGAUGGUGGAUGUAAUGGACAGUGGAGAUGCGAAAAAAAGUACAAGAAAUGGAAGAAUGCGCUUCGAUAGUGCAACACAUGCUAAUCCAUCACCACCACGUGUUCGAGUAUGGUUAGAAUUAGGUGGAUCAGAUGGAGGAGGAUCAGUUGAGGUCGGUGAGGCGACAACAUUAUCCGUUCGGGCAGUGGUGCCACGAUUCAUAGGAAUUCGCGUAAUAGAUUGUGCAGCCCUCGACGGUCUAGGCGAGACAUCUCAGAAACUUUUGGAUGAGCGAGGAUGCCCAAUCGAUGAACAAGUAAUGCCAGCUUUACAUGCUCGCUAUCGUCCGGCUGAAGAUGGCUGGUCAAGACCUCAUGAUGAAGACUUGAUCGAACAACUAUUCACAGCCACCUUUCCUGCCUUCAAAUUUCCAGAUCGUGAACGAUUGCACGUGAGCUGUGGAGUUCAAUUGUGCAAAGGAAAGUGUCCACAGGUGAACUGCCAGAGUGGUGAGAUAUUCUACUUAAGCUCAGACCGACAGUUAGCGCGCAUUGAGGUGUUCAACUCGUUAGCGGUUACUGCACCUCAGAUUGAAAUCGAUAGGUUGCGAAGCGAUAGGCGAUACAAUAUGACUGUUGAGGAAUACUCGCCAAAAGUCACAACACUGCGUUCAGAUGGAACUCUGUGUCUAUCCAUAUCAAAGCUGGCAAUAGCUUUCUGUAUUCUUGGUGUUAUUUUCCUUGUAGCAGUCAUAGUUGCCGUUUGCUGUUUGAUACGAUCGAGAUCCAGGAGAAAUGUGGAACCAUUGCGAGCAUCGAGUACCAGCAUGUUUUCAGCAAGCACCGAUUCGCAGUCGAGAUUCGGAAGCAAACUACUAAUACCAUAUGGUGCUGGAGGAAGUUUACCCUAUGGGCGAGUAUACUGAUCCCUUCCUGCGUUGGUGAUAAUGCAUCCUUGGAAAUAUAAACCAAAUAUUCUCCACUUGGUCGCUUUUCAGACGUUCUCAACGAUAUUCUUGUCAAGACUGAUUUUCUCUAUUAUUAUUCCUUUUCUGUAUUCUGUCGUAUUUAAGAAUCUAUUCUUGUGCUUGCUUGUCUAUCGAGCACUUUUCUGUGACCUAUCCUUGUUUAUGCCGAAUUUCACUACCUCACUUUCGGGUGGUGAUGGUAUUUUUUCUUUGGCCGAGGUGUAUGAUUCGAUUUAUUGGAUAGAAAUAUUUAAAAUAUCGGUGAUGGCUCGAUAAUGGCAUGACACGGUCUUCGUUUUGAAGAUCUGGGUUGUGCUUUUGGGGGUUUUCUAAUAGAUAAAUAUUAUUUAGAUGUUAAUGUGAUACGAAAUGUUAACGUUGUGUGUAUAAAUAUAAUAUUA